AUGGCUGCAGAUGGAAACUCGAGUGACAAUGAGAUGAAUGAAAUUAAACAGGAGCCACUUCCAGAAGAAACGUCGUACGUUUUUGCUCCAGACAAGCUGUUUGAGUCUUCGGACUCCCCUCCUCCUGAACCUCUGGGACAGGAUAAAGGAGCAGCUUGUGAUGCUCCUGUAGCAUCAACAAGGGAAGAAAAAGAUCCCCAAGCUCUCACUGAUGACCGUGAGACCAAACAUGUUCCUCGUAAUUCUUCUGAGGAGAACGCUGGCAACGGCAACGUCUUCUCAUCCCUCAGCUUCCCAAAGAAACUCUGGCAACUGGCUGAGAGUGACGAAUUUAAGGCCAUCUGGUGGGGUCACUCUGGAAACUAUAUUGUGAUCGAUGAGGAAAUGUUUAAAGUGGAAGUGCUGGGAAGGACAAGACCUCCGAGAGUUUUUGAGACUGAGAGUAUGAAAAGUUUCAUUCGUCAACUUAAUCUGUAUGGAUUCACCACACUGCAACAGGACUUGCAAAGAUCUCCCUCGCUUCCUGAAUUUCCGAAAGAAGAGGAUGCAUUUUCUGAUCAUAGGAAGAUACUCUACUACUAUAACCCCAACUUCAAGAGAGAUUCUCCCCACCUGCUCAAGAACUGCAAGCAACGAGUUGCCCUGAAGAGGAAAGCCCUGCAGGCGGGGCUGGAUGAGAGCUGCCCCAGCAGCAGCCUCUAUGCCCAGCCUGGGUGGAGAGAUGCUGAUAUGGAUGAGGAGGACCCGCUGGCAGCAGCUCCAGAAGAAGACACACAGCCAGCGGCACCCGCGGGGUCCCCACUCCCCAAGCACUGGGCAAAAGCCACCCCUCAAGCCAGCGGUGCCCAUACAGCCUCGCAGGGAGCUGCUCCCACCCUGCCAGAUCCUGCUGCAGCAGCAGGCAGGGACAAGCAGCAGCGUCUGGACCCCUCCCUGCUGCUGUCAAACAGCAGCCAGACCUCAGCUGCCGCUCCUGCUCCCUCCCCACACCACGUCCUACCUUCCCAGAUACCCCUGUGCCCAAAUGCAGGAGCUCCGAAGGCUCCCUCAGCUGCCCUGCCUCCCUUCGGUCACCCACUCUUUCCAGUGGCCUUGCUGGCAGCAGCCUCUGCUAUGGCCAUGCUGCAGCCACCCAACUGGCAGCCCCUGGCAGCCCCCCACUGCCCGACCUGCACCUGCGACCAAGACAGGGCAGCUGCAGGCGACAGAAUGGCACCCUAG
This is a messenger RNA of Cygnus olor (mute swan), 1221 nucleotides long. Its product is annotated as heat shock transcription factor, Y-linked-like. The transcript has 2 exons. NCBI's taxonomy places the organism in Eukaryota, Metazoa, Chordata, Aves, Anseriformes, Anatidae. The record is from RefSeq and is a predicted model, not a curated record. Gene Ontology annotation, biological process: regulation of DNA-templated transcription. The coding region runs from base 1 to 1221 and encodes 406 amino acids. Gene Ontology annotation, molecular function: sequence-specific DNA binding; DNA-binding transcription factor activity.